This is a messenger RNA of Salarias fasciatus (jewelled blenny), 3231 nucleotides long. RefSeq names its product calpain 10 (gene capn10). Lineage: Eukaryota; Metazoa; Chordata; Actinopteri; Blenniiformes; Blenniidae. Gene Ontology annotation, cellular component: cytoplasm. Gene Ontology annotation, molecular function: calcium-dependent cysteine-type endopeptidase activity. The transcript is spliced from 13 exons. Bases 299 to 2323 code for a protein of 674 amino acids. The record is from RefSeq and is a predicted model, not a curated record. Gene Ontology annotation, biological process: proteolysis.
UGAGCGGAGCUCGUUUCCGGCAGGAUGACCCGUCCACUGUGUUUGUGGCUGCUGAUCUGAAUUAAGCGAGUCAUACAGGUACAGCUCUCCCUCAGCGGCGUUUUUGUAACCACGAUGAAAUGAAGCGAGCGGAAGGAGGCAUCGCGCCUGAGCAUGUGUGCACGCGGAGCUAGCUGGAGCUAGCCGGAGCUAACGGGGUGUCAUUAUAAACAAUGACAGGUCCGAGGAGAAAGACGCUACAGAAGAGCUGCAGUGAGCAUGCUCACUGAGCCAGCAGGCUGAGAGCCGAGGGGCCGCCAUGAAAGAGGAGUGUGGAGGAGCAGGUCUGUUCGAGGACCCGGACUUCCCGUGUGACGACGCCUCGCUGUUUUCUGACUGCUCCACGCCGCUCAGCAGGCUGCAGGCCAGCAUCACCUGGAGGCGUCCUCAGGACAUCUGUCAGUCAGCAGCUCUCUUUCCUGAAAACAUCAACCUGGCUCACGCCAAGCAAGGCCUUCUGGGAGACUGCUGGUUUCUGUGUGCAUGCAGCUUCCUGCUGAAGAACAAGCAUCUUUUGGACAAGGUGUUGAGUCCGGAUCAGCCUCAGUGGGGUGACAGCAGAUAUAAGGGCUCCUUUCGCUUCAGCUUCUGGCAGCAUGGACGCUGGUUAGAGGUGACCAUCGACGACCGCCUGCCCUGCAUCAACGCCGCUCUCUGCUUCUCGCGCUGUCACUCCCCCGAUGCAUUCUGGGUGCCGCUGCUGGAGAAGGCCUAUGCCAAGCUUCAGGGCUCGUACGAGCGGCUGUGGGCGGGGCAGGUGUCGGAGGCCCUGGUGGAUCUGACUGGAGGCCUGGCGGAGCGAUGGAGCCUGGCACGGCCCGGUUCAGACCAGGAGCAGCAGACGGAGCAGGACAGUGAUGAAGUGUGGAGGAGGAGACUGGACCUGAACAGUCUGAACCCGGUGAAGGACGCCUGCGCGCUGAGCUGCUCCACUCACAGCUCGGCUGCAGGAGUCAGUGAGCUGGGCCAGUACCACGCCCUGACCGUCACGGAGUGGGUGGAUGUGAAGACGGUGACGGACGGUGAAGUUCGGCUGCUGCGGAUCAGAAACCCCUGGGGCCGGUGCAGCUGGGCCGGAGCGUGGACGUGGAGCGGUGCCGGCUGGCGCUCCCUGGACCCCGGGUGUGCUGCAGACCUCCAGUCCAGGCUGUCUGACGGGGAGUUCUGGUUGGACGAGGCUGAAUUCACGUCCCAUUUUGAUGACGUGACGUUGGGAUACCCCAUCAGUGAAGAGGGACACUUAAAAAGCAUCUAUACAGGAGCCCUGCUGCCACACAGCCACCAGCAGGCCGGCCGCUGGGUUCAGGGCCUCUCUGCUGGCGGCAGCAGGAACAGCAGCAGCUACAGCACAAACCCCAAGUUCUGGCUGAGAGUCCGCGAGCGAGGAGAAGUACUGAUCGCCCUGCUGCAGCAUCGGAAGUGGAGGAACUCCCAGAAGUCCCCCCAGACGUCCCUCCAGGACAUGAAGCACCAGCACUACCAGGCCGUCGCGCUGCACAUGUGGAAGGCGGAGAAGAAGCAUUUCAAUCUGAGCCGGAUGGUGAACAAGCCUCCUCGUGCUUCGACUCGCCGCCACGCCUACGAGAGAGAGGUGGUCCUCCGCGUGGAGCUGGAGCCCGGGUUCUACCUCCUGAUCCCCAGCACCUACCAGCCUGGAGCCGAGACCCGCUUCCUCAUCAGGGUCUUCUCCUCCUGCCCCACGUCGCUCAGCGCGCUGAACAGCCCGGCGCCCUCACUGCCCCCCCCAGCCGACGCUGAGUGGGAGACCAGGUACUUCCGCGGCUGUUGGCUGGAGGGAUCGACGGCCGGAGGAAGCAGGAACUUCCAGUCUCACUGGCAGAACCCAAACUUCCCUUUUUCAGUGUGCGACGAGCCGGAGCCGGGGGCAAAUGUCAGGAUUACCCUGCAGCAGAGCCGCCCGGACAGCGAGCUGCUGCCCAUCGGCUUCCACGUCUAUAAGCAGACGGACCGGGACCGGGACCGGGACCGGGAGCCCGUGGCCAGCUGUGUCCCUCACUGCUACACGCAGGCCGUCAGUCUGACCUGCGCCCUUCCUCCAGCCGAUUACACCGUCGUGCCCUCCACCUAUCAGCCCCACUGCUCAGCCAGCUUCACCCUCAGCCUGGCUCGCAGGACUCACAGGAAAGUGGUGAAGAGCCAGGAGAAGCUUGGAAAAGCCAUUCAGGAGGUUUCUCACAUCUCCGUCAUGCAGAGCUCGCUCUCUGGGACCGCGGCUGCUCCGCUGAUGUCCGCUCACCUCCCUGUGCCUCUUGGCCCACGAUGAAAGAACCAGUUCCGCCAUCCACUCUGGCCGCAGAGGCCGUGUGUGCGUGUGCGUGUGUGCGUGUGUGUGUGUGUGUGUGUGUGUAGCAAUAGAGGUGGAGAAGGCAGGCAGACUUAGUGGGAAUCUGAGAAACCCCCCUUUAUCCUGAAGCGCUCAGGCUCCGGGUUGAUGGGCGGAUACACGCUCAUCAGCGAUUAGGACAUCAGAGGUUGUCGGUGGGCUGGGCUGCUAAUGAAGUAUGACGGGACCGGCUGGUGUAAACAAACAGCCGCCACUGAAGAAGGCCGCCACCGCUCCGGCUCAUUCACUCACUGCUGCGCCCGCCGGCCCAGAACAAAGAGCCCUCUCAUCAAGGUCCACACAGAGGCACAGGGGGCAAGGGGCGAGGGGAUGGUCUGCCACAGCAGAGCCAACCACACCACACCACACCAUACCGUGCCAUGCCGUCCCAGAGCCCCCCUCUCCCGGCCCUCGCCCCCCCUACACACACACACACACACACACACACUCUGCUCAACACCCCGCAUGCUCCCUCUGCUUCUUAGAGCUUCUCCUUCUCACACCCUCUCACCAUCCCCACCAGCACCAGGGAGCCAGGCUGGCCCGGGCAGGGGUCCGGUUCCUCUCCGGCUCCCUUUGUGUCGCCCCAGACACGGUCCACGGCUCCGCUCGGACCGCUCUCUGAAGUGGCCGCAGGAACAGAUGACAGGCGGACGGACGGGAAGGGAUGAAAGGAGCGCGGCGGCACAUCAGAGGCAGCCGGCCCGUAUGAAGCGGCCGCCGCUCUCUCUUGUUGUGGUGUGUCUGCGUGCCGGCAGACUGGUGUGUGUGAGCUGAAGUCACUUGAAUCCCAGCGGUACGGUGUUGUAUGUUUCUGGUCUACGUCUUCAGUAUGUCGAAUAAAAUGU